Topomyia yanbarensis is the source of this 1911-nucleotide messenger RNA. RefSeq names its product bromodomain-containing protein DDB_G0280777-like. Bases 1 to 1911 code for a protein of 636 amino acids. The transcript is spliced from 4 exons. The record is from RefSeq and is a predicted model, not a curated record. Lineage: Eukaryota; Metazoa; Arthropoda; Insecta; Diptera; Culicidae.
AUGACAAUAAUUAUAAUUACUCUACUUGUGCUGGGACCAUGGCAGGUGUUCAGUGCCGCUUUGGAAGACGAUUUCGGAGGAUAUGAUUACCCAAAGCCCUCCUGUGCCUUGGCCUAUCCAGUUACGAUCACCACAUCAGUGCCGCUCCUGGAGUACAUCACAGUGAAACAAUUUGAGACGCGAACCAUUUUCAGUGUCCUGAAACCGAAAACCAUCCUAUCAACAGUGAUUGUGCCAACGACAACAACAGAUGUUAGUACAGUGACAAACUUCCGAACGGAAACGAACUAUAGAACAGUUGUUGAUACCGUGACGGAGACAUUACCAGCCGUUACAGAAGUGUUCACCUCGAUUGAAACACAAUGGAAAACUUUCUCCUACCCUGUCACAACGACGGAAGUGUCUACUGAGAGGAUCACAUCAAUCGAUACAGUAACCCGUUUCAGCACAGUGAUUUCAACGAUAGAGCAAACGACGACCAUUCCAGUUACAACUACACUCACAACAACAAUUUGCACCCCAAACAACGCCUAUCUUCCCGUACCGGAGAAUCCAACGUGUUCACCACCUCCGCGAACAUACGUUCCGAUUGAUUUAGCACCUCCGGACAUUCCUGACACAACCAGAGCUCUGGAUAUCAUUAUCACGAGCACACCAACAAUCACUCUAACCGCAACAGCCAACCCACAAACCAUAACCACAACCGUGCGUCCAGCGGCUCAAGCCACGAAAACCGUUACGAUCACUUUGGAGCCAUCGGAAACAAGCACCCGGACCGUUCGUCCCACCAGCACCGAAGUUAGUUAUCUCGAUCCAACGACCAUCAAACGAACGAUCAAACCAACCUCAACCAGCUAUGUAUCGAAGGAUGCGGUGACGGUAACGCUGACGGUGACAAGAACCUCGUCGGUCAUAAAGUACGAUCAGCGCGUUACCAAGAGUGUCACCGUUACGCCCACGCUAACGACCUACAUCUACGGGGAUACACUUAAAGAAUCAGUGGCGAAUGUGAACAUAAACACAUCGUCGCAAGUGGCAAAUGCUGUAUCGGCACUAUCGCAGGCCAUUGACAGUAAUUCUUUUAAUAAGGCCGAUGAGCUGGUCACGCUGAAAAACCAUAUCACAUCACUAUUCAACAUAUCUAUGGGAUCCACAAAAAAACACAUUGAAGAGUAUGUAAAUGAUCUCACUGCCGAUUUGACCAGAGAAUUGAAAAAAAUCUGCAGCGAAGUUCAGAACUUGAGCACCCUUACCAUAGAUAUGGCAGCUCAUUGUAAUGAACACUACCUGAGUGAAUCGCGUCCUACACGUGAAGUUUUAGACGAAGUGAAAAUUAUAACAAAUUCAGUUGGCAGUGACAUUCUCAAAGAAGUACAAUCUCUUGCCGGCUCAAUUAACACUUUGGAUAGCAGUAUACGCGAUGCUUGUUUGCCACCAGCGGGCCCCAGCUUGAUGGACGAAUUAAAUGCCCAAUCAACAAAAUCGGGUGACUCAGGUCACCGUUCCACUGCCGAAGCCACUGAAGGGUGGCGCUUUUUGGGUUCGAAGAAAGUGUGGCGCUCUGACUGGACGGAGUACGACACACGUAAUCAGCAUAGAAUUCAACAGCAAAAGAUGAAAGAUAGGGCGAUGGCACGAAGAAAAGCUAAUAAAAAGCAGUUGCAUCGGAUAUCCAGAAGCAGUUAUUAUAACUAUAACCUCAAUGACAACAAUAAUAGCAACAACAAUAGCAAUAAUAAUCGUAACAACAAUCGCAACAACAAUAGCAGCAAUAAUCGCAACAACAACAACAAUACGCAAUGCGGUCGUCCAACAGCUGGCAACUCUCUUCCCCGGGAUAAGGAUCUACUUGCGGCGGCAAGGGUGCAAUUCUCUAGGCCUCCGUUUGAAAAUCAGCGUGGUAUCAGAUAG